Bombina bombina (fire-bellied toad) is the source of this 2308-nucleotide messenger RNA. It is a transcript of the gene C10H1orf210, whose product is annotated as chromosome 10 C1orf210 homolog. Bases 176 to 1189 code for a protein of 337 amino acids. The transcript is spliced from 5 exons. Gene Ontology annotation, molecular function: protein binding. The record is from RefSeq and is a predicted model, not a curated record. NCBI's taxonomy places the organism in Eukaryota, Metazoa, Chordata, Amphibia, Anura, Bombinatoridae.
CUCCACCCAUCACCUUCACAGAAAAGUGUAGGAGAAAGUAAAGUCAGUAAGCUGGAGACUGCUGGAAAAGGAAGGGUGUAAAAUGGAAAUUUAUAUGUGAGGUGCACGCUGGAAACCUCUGCAAACACAGACAUGGUCUAUUUGUGAAGAAAAGGAAACCAGAGGCGGACUUACCAUGAUGCCGGUUUUGUACCUCACACUCCUUAUCUCGUCAGUUGUUGCCAACCCUUGUGUGCGGCUCUCACAGGGCAAAGCAGAUUGCAGCAACAAAAGCCUUCAUCAUAUACCCGAUUCACUGCCUCGUGACAUACACUCCUUGGACCUAUCACAUAACUCCAUUCAAAUCUCCCAGCCGUUCCCAGAAUCCUUCCCACAGCUGCUUUCCCUGAACCUCUCCAAUAACGCACUGAAUUACUUAUCAGAUGGAAGCUUUCAGAACUUGCCUCAACUCCAAACCCUGGAUCUGAGUAGCUGCAGCAUUUCCAAUCUGUACCACAAUGCAUUUAAAGGACUGGGUAACCUUCAAACACUCAUUUUAAGAAACAACAGCUUUAGGACAAUCAAUUUGGAAGGCCUUACAUCACUAACAUAUUUGGACCUUAGGCAAACACCACUAAUAUCAGAUCACUCCCAAAAACUCAAGAGAAAUAACCUUUUCCAGCUAUUUUCAAACAGAAGAUAUUGUGGCUGCUCCUCAGGGGAAUUCCUCCAGAAAGAAGAACAACAAGUCCCUGGUUUGUUCUGUCUGUGUCCUGUACUGCUGAGGGGGAAGGACCCUGAGAUUCACAUUUUUUGGGUCUCCAAAUCUGAGGUCAGCAGACGUUUUAUCCGUGACGUGAAGGAAAACUCCAGUAACGACACGUUCAACAACCUUACAUCUAGUGCUCCCUCUACUGCUGGGUCAAAUGGAAGAAGUUGGCCCUAUCUCGUUGGGUUUGUGUUGAUCGCCAUCUGUGUGUCCAUUCUCAUUGCUGUAGUUGCCAAAUGCAAUCUCUUCCACCAAUACUUCAGGAGCUAUCGCCAUCGCCCCUUGCCAGACAGUGACUGGAUGAAUCAGUCUCAAGGUGAACUUCCUGGGGUUCCACUGCCCCCCGCUGAAGAUGAAGAUGGAUUUAUUGAAGAUAAUUAUAUCCAGCCAAGUGACCACAGAGAAGAGGAGGAUGAUCAGGACAGCAUGUAUACGCUGUGAUGGGCACACUAAUGUUAUAGAAAAAGAAGACAUUUGUGUUUGUGCAGCGGCUACUGCUUUAUUGACAAAAUGUCAUUUUCUGAUACCUUUAAAUAUCACUAUUACAUAAUUGCAUUUUUUUAUAUAAUUAUUAGAGUCAUUUUUUUCUAUUGGAUAAUAAAUAUUUAGUUAAAUCUAAAUACAACAAGUAACAAGCUGAAUUUUAAAGGCACAUGGAAAUUAUUUGUUAAAGGGACAUAGUCAAAAUUAAAGCGGUAGUAUUAGUAAACAAUACUUUAUGUAAAAGGGGGGAAAAAGUUUUUUUUGUUGUUGAUUUAUAUCUGAAAAAAACAUUUUCUUAUCAUUUAUAAAUCUUUGCAAGUAUUUUAAUUUUUACUCAAAUAUUCCUGGCCCCGCCACCUGAACCCCUCUAAAUGUACUUUUUUUAAGCUUCUAGAUUUUCAGUCAGUGGGGGUUCUAGAACAUAAUAUUUAGGGGGUUAAAAAAGGUGGAGAAAAAGUUGAAAGCCAUAGCACACAUAUGUGCUGCUCUUCACAUCCCAAGAGGGGUCCUACAUGUGCGUUUGAAGGUGCAUAGCACCCCCAUAGAACCUCCGCUGUGUGCAGUCUGCACAUCCAAUCUCUCUCUGAGCCAUACAGCCUAUUAUGUUUAAUAGCGGAAUGCUCCUGACCUCCAGGAGACAUCUGGUGUAUACAUGUUCAUAAGGAAUUUCCUGGGACUCUUUCAGAUGUUAUCUAUGUGCACUCCAAAUAAAUAGCUAAUCACGGUAACUAUGCCUCUUUACCAUCCCUUUAAAUUUUCAUUAUUCAGCAAGGAAGAUCAAUGUAUCCUUGUGUGGGCAAACAAAGUUCCCAAACAGACAUACACUGGCCGCAUUUAUCAUCACACAAGCAAAGAUGCGCAGUGCCGCCCUCUGAUCUCAGACAACCAAUCACAUGAGAGAAGGAACUGUCAGUCAGCCCAGUCAGAUCCGUCGGAGGGAUUUUAAUCCACCUCUUCCGAGGUGGUGUAGCGGUUAAGAAAUGCUGCUUUUUAACAAUAAGUUGUAGGUUCACUCAUGCAACUGGCUCAGAAGAUGCCUCCUUAGCUUGAUACAAUAAAAAAAACUUUAUGACUUUC